This is a messenger RNA of Lingula anatina, 1067 nucleotides long. RefSeq lists its product as uncharacterized. The record is from RefSeq and is a predicted model, not a curated record. NCBI's taxonomy places the organism in Eukaryota, Metazoa, Brachiopoda, Lingulata, Lingulida, Lingulidae.
UCAGAUAAGUUGAUCGAUCGAUCGAGAACAGUGCCUGGGCCAUCAAUCUUUACAAAGGAAACUACUUAUAAAUCGAUUGCAAUCGUCAACGGAUCCCGAAGGAAGUCGCAUAACAAGCAACAGGUUAUAAGAUAAUAACAAGCCAUGUUGAGCGAGAAGAUUCCAGCCCUGUUCAUCGUGUUGUGCAUGAUGACAUUGCACGGGAAAGAGGUCAUUGGUGCCACGUACUACAUGGAUGACAGUGAUAACGAUUGUGGUGCUGCAACACAGACCGUGUACUCCUAUUCCCAUACCGUGAAAGCAUGGGAGGACAGUCUGAACAAACCCUCCCUGCCGAGCAGGACGUGCACUUUGUAUUUUGAUACUCUCUCCAGUUCAACAAGAGUGAAAGUAACCUUCCUGACUGGUUCUUAUUUUAAUUGUGGAACGACCUUAACCUUCUAUGACGGUUCUAGCACAACAUACAGCAAUAAGUUGAGGACAAUGACCUGUGGAGACUAUUCCACAUCGGCCAUUUAUUCCACGUCCAGAUACCUCACUGUGAAGCUGACAACUACGAGUACGAGUACUAACUACGACUUCACUUUCUACGUUUCCGAGGUUAGCAGUGGCAGUAGUACAGUGGCAUACGUCAACGUAGGUGGUAUCAUUGGCGGACUGGUCAGUACUAUCAUUACCGUGAUAUUCUUCAUCUGUAUAUGUAGAUGCAUCUGUAAAAGGAGAGAAAGGCAGACGACAGUGGUAUACAGAGAAAGGGAACGGUCAAGUACGCCGAGUGUGAAUGUGACCGUGAAUUCAUCCAACUCCAUGUCUAACAUCAAUGCCCCACAGAUAGCCCCGCAGAUGAUCAAUCAAGGGAUCGGGUACAUGGCUCAGCCACAGCCGGCGUACCUGCCUCAGCCACCGGUUGCCUACCCGCCACCGCCACAGCCAGGCGGGUACCCCCAGCAGCCUCCUCACAACCCACAAAUGGCACGAGCUGCCCCUGAUGCUCCACCCCCUUACCCAGGGGGACAUCCGGCACAGUAUCCCAAGUAUUGAUGUUUGAUCAAGUGCAUUCCAGAUAA